Molecule: messenger RNA, 1636 nt
Organism: Agrilus planipennis (emerald ash borer)
Lineage: Eukaryota; Metazoa; Arthropoda; Insecta; Coleoptera; Buprestidae
Product: hexokinase type 2
Exons: 8
Coding region: 185-1564 (459 amino acids)
Biological process (GO): intracellular glucose homeostasis; glucose 6-phosphate metabolic process; glycolytic process
Cellular component (GO): cytosol; mitochondrion
Molecular function (GO): ATP binding; glucokinase activity; fructokinase activity
Source: RefSeq, a predicted model, not a curated record
ACUUGGCCACAGUUGUGACCGACGGUUGGACGAGGAUCCAGUACAGUGUUUGUGUGCUAAUUAAUAAUAUCCGCACUAAUUGCACAUUAAAUCAUAAUUAGUAACAAAUCGUUAUCGAGGAGAUUUCGUGAGUGACUUGGUUUUUUGGCAUAAUUCGCGGAAACCCAAUCGUAUAUAAGUGACUAUGGGCCUUAAGAGAAACACUCAGCCGCAUGGCAUGCUUAGGGACAAAUGCGCUGAACUGAUUCUUACUGAUGAACAAAUUAAAGAGUACAUGAAAAGAUUACUUGAAGACAUCAAGAGAGGUUUAGGUAAAGACACACAUGCCACUGCUGUCGUAAAAAGUUUUGUUACCUAUGUCCAAGACUUGCCUGAUGGAACCGAAAAUGGAAGAUUCUUAGCUUUAGAUUUAGGAGGAACUAACUUCAGAGUUUUACUUAUCGAACUUAGUGAACAACAUUUUGAGAUGAAAUCAAAAAUUUUCGCAAUUCCACAGCAUAUUAUGUUAGGAUCUGGAGAACAGCUCUUUGAUCAUAUAGCAGAUUGUUUAGCAAUAUUUAUUAAAGAAGAAAAGGUGCAACACGAAACUCUUCCCCUUGGUUUUACCUUCAGUUUUCCCCUCAAUCAGCUAGGCCUAACUCGGGGAAUUUUAGAAACUUGGACGAAAGGAUUUAAGUGUUCAGGAGUAGUAGGAAACGAUGUGGUGCAAAUGUUAAAGGAUGCAAUUACCAGAAGAGGAGACAUUAAAAUAGAAGUAUUCGCUAUUCUUAAUGAUACCACAGGAACCCUUAUGUCAUGUGCAUGGAAAAAUCAUAAUACGAAAAUUGGAAUUAUAGUUGGAACAGGAAACAACGGUUGUUACGUAGAAAAACAGAAAAAUGCUGAACUGUUUAAUGACGUAGAUAAUGGUUCGGGAAAUGUUAUAAUCAAUUUGGAAUGGGGUGCGUUUGGGGAUGACGGCAAGCUGGACAAUUUACGAACGGAAUACGACAGGAUUGUCGAUGAAAAUUCACUAAAUCCAGGAAAACAAAUUCACGAAAAAAUGAUCUCUGGCAUGUAUAUGGGAGAAUUAGUACGAUUAGCGAUAGUAAGGUUUACCAAAGAAGGUGUUUUAUUCGGGGGCAAGGGGUCAGAGCUACUUUUCACCAGGGGCAGGUUCUAUACGAAGUACGUGUCCGAAAUAGAAAGCGAUCCCCCUGGCUCGUACGAAAACUGUCAGGAAAUUUUAGAAGAAUUGCAUAUUAAACACGCGACGGAGCAGGACUUCGUCAAUGUUAGAUUCAUUUGCGAGUGUAUAUCACGGCGGGCUGCGCACUUGGUCUCAGCCGGCAUCGCGACGCUUCUAAACAAAAUGGACGAUCCUGACGUCACCAUAGGCGUUGAUGGCUCCGUAUACAGAUACCACCCCCAUUUCCACAAUCUCAUGAUGGAAAAAAUCAGACAACUCACGAAACCCCACAUUAAGGUAAAAAUCCAGACAAACGUCAAAGGAUCAUUUGAAAAUAGCUCACUCAACAAUCAGUUGAAUACGUUUUUAAAAAUUCUUUNUUAUAUAAUUUCUUAAUUAAAAUGACAUUUUGUCUCCUUCUGGGUAUGAAAUUUUAAGUUUUAAUAACGCACACACUUUUUUAAAUAA